Molecule: messenger RNA, 1124 nt
Organism: Suillus discolor
Lineage: Eukaryota; Fungi; Basidiomycota; Agaricomycetes; Boletales; Suillaceae
Exons: 21
Coding region: 127-1032 (301 amino acids)
Source: RefSeq, a predicted model, not a curated record
AGGCGUCUUUCGCCGGUUCUCCCAACGCCCCACUUGUUAUCUUUAUGACGAAUAUUGGUCUGAUUUACGGAGCCAUGAUGGUCGGUGGCUUGCUGGCCUUCAGGGACCUUUUCGGGUUGUGUUAACAUGCAGUUCAUCGUGUACUUCCGGAUUUAUUUUCAUGAGAGUUGGCGUACUAAGUCAUUGGUCAUUGUAAUAUGGCUACUUGAUUUGUCCCAUUCCGCACUUGUUGCAGUUACCCUUUGGGACUCCAUCAUUGCGACCUACGGUGAUCUCAGUAAAGUUGACACAAUCCCCUGGUGUAUUGGUCCUGCGAUUGAGCUUACUGCUUUGAUUACCUUCCUUGUUCAAAGCUUCUUUGCGUACCGAAUCUAUAAACUGCAAAAGAAGAAGCUCACUGUAGCGAUUCCAAUUGUUGCACUCUCUUUUGCUCGUUUAAUAAUGGCUAGCAUUACGAAUAUCGAGAUGCUCAAACUGAAAUCAUACAGCAUAUUUUUUCAGCGAUUUUCUUGGGUCUUCACUUUUGGCCUUUUACUUUCGGCAUUCGUGGAUAUCAUGAUCACAGCUUUCCUGUGCUACUUCCUUCGCAAAAACCGACCAUCUUUUACAGGCACUAUGCGUAUCAUCGACACCCUGACGUUCUGGGCAAUUCAGAAUGGCUCGAUAACAUGCGCCGCAGCCAUCGCAACAUUAGUUUGCUGGAUGACCAUGCCUUCGAACCGCAUAUUUCUAGGUCUUCACUUUGUCGUAGCAAAAUUAUAUGCAAACUCCUUUCUAGCUACUCUCAAUGCCAGAAAACAAAUAUGGAAUGGAAAUCGAUACACUCCUUCAAGCAAUCGGCCUAUGUCAAUCGUCUUUCUAGGGGAGUCUGAGCCUGGACCUGAUUCUUCGAUCUCGCAACAGGAAUCGCUGCGAAUAAAGACUCCCCAAUCAAAAGCAGUGCACCAACGGAGGGAACCGAUCCAAGUAAAUAUCGAACAGAUUGUGGAGAGCAAGGAUGAUAAUUACGAUGGGAUCGAUAGUCCGGUGUGAUGUUCUGUAGUUCGACCACCGUACUGAUGACAGCCUCAUGAUCAUUCACGACAUGUAUUUGAAAUUAACCCUUACUAACAUGCAUAUAUUCU